Molecule: messenger RNA, 1926 nt
Organism: Scomber japonicus (chub mackerel)
Lineage: Eukaryota; Metazoa; Chordata; Actinopteri; Scombriformes; Scombridae
Product: cyclic nucleotide-gated channel cone photoreceptor subunit alpha-like
Exons: 7
Coding region: 1-1926 (641 amino acids)
Biological process (GO): monoatomic cation transmembrane transport
Cellular component (GO): intracellular cyclic nucleotide activated cation channel complex; plasma membrane
Molecular function (GO): intracellularly cAMP-activated cation channel activity; protein-containing complex binding; cGMP binding
Source: RefSeq, a predicted model, not a curated record
AUGGACGCCCAAGAUCACACAUCCUUAGCAAGGACAGGACUGUUAUCCAGGCUGUCCCAUAUGAAGCACUCUGGGAGGAGCAGUGUUGGCCCUGCAGUGUCUGGCCUUAGCAGCCAGAGUACAAAGGACAGUGAUGGCCGAUGGUCGCUGGCUGCACAAAACAUGAACAACUGCAACAACAACGAUGGUAAAAAAGAUGAGAAGAAAGAGGAACCCAAGAAAGAUGAGAAGAAAGAGGAACCCAAGAAGGAUGACAAGAAAGAUGACAAAAAAGAUGAGAAGAAAGAGGAACCCAAGAAGGAUGACAAGAAAGAUGACAAGAAAGACGACAAGAAGGAUGACAAAAAGAAAGAAGAGCCAAAGGAGGUGUGGAUCAUGGACCCGGCCACAGAAAUGUACUACUUCUGGCUGUGCACAAUAUCUGUUCCAGUGUUCUACAAUCUUAUGUUCCUGGUGGCCAGGGCUUGUUUUAAUGAAUUGCAGUACACAAAUACAACACUGUGGUUGGCUUUGGACCACAUCUCAGAUGUCAUCUACUACAUUGACACCUUUGUGAGAGCUAGGACAGGUUUUCUGGAGCAAGGGCUGCUGGUAAGGGAUGAGAAGGUCCUGAGAGAAAAAUACAUGAAAACACAACAGUUCAGAAUGGACAUUUUCAGUAUCAUUCCAACUGAUAUUGUAUUCCUCAAAAUUGGAAUUGACAACCCAGAAUGGAGGUUCAAUCGUCUCUUUAGGUUAGGACGACUCUUUGAGUUCUUUGACCGGACUGAAACUCGAACCAAUUUCCCUAACAUCUUCCGAAUUGCUAAUCUUGUACUUUACAUCAUCAUCAUUAUCCACUGGAAUGCUUGCCUCUACUUUGCCAUCUCCAAGGUGCUUGGCUUUGGCUCAGACACAUGGGUAUAUCCAGGCAUGAAGAAUCCUGAGUUUGCUCGCCUGGCCAGACAAUAUAUUUAUUGCUUUUAUUGGUCCACACUUACCCUAACAACUAUUGGUGAGACACCGCCCCCAGUUCGAGACAUUGAAUACUUUUUUGUUGUAGCUGACUUCCUCACUGGGGUUCUGAUCUUUGCUACAAUUGUUGGCAAUGUUGGUGCCAUGAUUUCCAACAUGAAUGCUGCACGUGUAGAGUUCCAGGCAAAGAUUGAUUCCAUCAAGCAAUACAUGGAGUUUCGGAAGGUCACUAAAGACCUAGAGAUAAGGGUGGUGAAGUGGUUUGACUACCUCUGGACAGAGGAGAAAACAUGUGAUGAAAAGCUGGUGCUGAAGAACCUUCCAGAUAAACUAAAGGCUGAGAUUGCCAUCAAUGUACAUCUGGAGACCCUAAGAAAAGUGCGCAUUUUUCAAGAUUGUGAAGCAGGUUUGCUUGUUGAGUUGGUCCUCAAACUUCAGCCACAAGUUUUCAGUCCUGGUGACUACAUCUGUAAGAAGGGUGACAUUGGCAGGGAAAUGUACAUCAUCAAAGAAGGAAAGCUGGCUGUAGUAGCAGAUGAUGGGGUGACCCAGUUUGUGGUCCUCAGUGAUGGGGCAUACUUUGGAGAAAUCAGUAUUCUCGGUAUCAAGGGCAGUAAGGCAGGUAACCGGAGAACAGCUAAUAUCCGAAGUGUGGGCUACUCUGAUCUGUUUGCCUUGUCCAAGGACGAUCUCAUGGAGGCACUCACUGAGUAUCCUGAAGCUAAAUAUGCCCUGGAGGAUAAGGGGAGGGCCAUCCUGAUGAAAGAUAACCUCAUAGAUGAAGCACUAAUGAAUGUUACUGACGCCAAAGACUUGGAGAACAAAGUCAAUCAGAUUGAAGCCAGCUUUGAUGUUAUGUCACUUAAAUUUCGAAAGCUCACAGCACAGUAUGAAUCCUCCCAGCGGAAACUCAAGCAACGUCUCUGUAAUAUGUCGAACCAGGUCCGAACUCUCAGAACGGAUAAUGAAUAG